ACGACAGCAAGCAGUGCUGCCAAGAACUCACAACAGAAUACCAAAGGCUUGCAGCUUUUAUUGAAUUGCGAUUUAAUUAAUGUAUGUGAGUAAAACUUUAUUAUGAACGAUAUAAAGCAAUUAAGGGAACAGCAGCGCGACAAACAUCCAGGCUUUGACGGAUACCUGGACUGCAUGACACGUGCUCUCUUCACGGGACUUGCAUCAUUUUGUUUAGGAUUUGCUGGCACAUAUUUUGUACAGAAGGCGGUGCAAACAAGAAUACACUAUCCAGCCAAAUUCAACGUAUUGGUGUCAGCCCUAGUGGCAACUGGGAUAUCCUAUCAAACGACAACGACACGCACCAAGUCCUGUCAAGCGGCUUGGAUGGCCUUCGAGGACAAACACUCUGUGCUCAAGGAGAAAACGUUUUAA
Messenger RNA from Drosophila grimshawi, 414 nucleotides. Its product is annotated as transmembrane protein 141. The transcript is spliced from 2 exons. Lineage: Eukaryota; Metazoa; Arthropoda; Insecta; Diptera; Drosophilidae. Bases 103 to 414 code for a protein of 103 amino acids. The record is from RefSeq and is a predicted model, not a curated record.